Molecule: messenger RNA, 1382 nt
Organism: Homalodisca vitripennis (glassy-winged sharpshooter)
Lineage: Eukaryota; Metazoa; Arthropoda; Insecta; Hemiptera; Cicadellidae
Product: leukocyte receptor cluster member 1 homolog
Exons: 3
Coding region: 318-1316 (332 amino acids)
Source: RefSeq, a predicted model, not a curated record
GGUCCGCUUAUUGGACCGUACCCAAUAAUUAUUAGGACUGACGACGCGACAAUUGAAUUGAAAUUCAAAAGACGGAAGCAAAAAGGAAUACUCAGAUCGAUAUAUCAAGUUUGAUUUCAGAUCUUGCAAUAAGUGUCGUCUUUAAAACUUUCUUGUAAUUUUUUAAUAGUUGGCAGUUUUAUACAAUUAUGCAAAUCCUAAAAACAAUGAAAGUUUGUGUCUAGUGUAACAUGUAACUACUGCUUCUGACAUAACUAGAGGGUAUUCUUUGAGAAAAUUGUGACCCUAUAUACAUAUAAACUGGAAAACUUGCUGCAAUGAAUAUAUUACCGAAAAAGAGGUGGCAUGUCAGAACAAAAGAAAACAUUGCUCGUGUUAGGAGGGAUGAAGCUAAAGCCGCAGAAGAAGAGAAGGAACGAGAGCAAAGAGCCAAUCUUGCUGAGCAAGAAGCUCGAACUGAGGCACUAAGGAUCAAAGCAAGAUCAGUUUAUGACGGAAGACAAGACAACAGAGAAGAUGAGACGAUCACUUCAACCUGUAGCAAGGCUGAACAUGUCAACUUCUUCAAGGAACUGGAGGAAGGUCUAGUGGCUUUCACAGGCACCAACAAAGAUUAUGAACGUGAGAAGAAAGAGGAGAAAGAAAAAUAUGAAAAACAAAUUGGCUAUCUUACGUACUUGGGACAAGACACGGUCGAGGCGACCGGAAAGAUCUCGUGGUAUAACAAAAUGCCUAGUAGGCUUCUUCCUGAUGAGGGAAGGAAGGAAGAAGUUAAGGAAAAAGAAGUUAAUGUAAAAUCUAAACAAUUAGUUGAUCCUCUGAACAGCAUAAGAAGGUAUUUAGGUAUGAGCUCAAUCAACAAAAGUAGUGAAAUGAAAAAACCUUUGUCAGCACAAAGUACAAGUGAAACAAAUGAAUUCAAAAAGAAGUAUAAAAGAAAACGGGAAGAAAGCAGCGACAGUGAAAGCGGUAAAAGAGACAAACACAAAAGAAGAAAAUCAAAGAAGCACAAGCAUUCUCGUUUGAAAGAAAAGUCAUUUCAGAAAAAGAAACAAAAAGGAUCAACAAGUGAGAGCAGCACAAGCGAUACACCUGAAGUUAAAGCUGAUUUGGAUGAGCUGAGAGCAAAAAGACUUCAGAGAGAGAGAGCAGAAAAGCUUCGUGCCAAACAGGUCUUGGCAAAAUUAAGAGGGGAGACUUUACCAGAAGAAAAACCAGUCGUACCAAUGGUCCAGCAGAAAUAUAGUUCUCAAUUUAAUCCACAUCUUGCCAAACAGAACUUUGAAACUGAAAGAAGAUAUACAAAACAUUAUUAAUAAAUCAAUAUUUUACAUAUUGUACAUACUUUAUAGAUAUAAUAUAUACUGAUGUUUUAUUUGUAA